CGUCCAGUUUCGAACAACACCAAAAAACAGUUCCGGUGUUUCACACAUACUGGAGCAUACUGUUCUCUGCGGUUCGGAAAAGUAUCCAGUUCGAGAUCCCUUUUUCAAAAUGCUUCGCCGCAGCCAGGCAACCUUUAUGAACGCAAUGACAGCUAGUGACUGGACCAUGUACCCCUUCAGCACAAUGAAUGACGUUGACUUCCAAAAUCUCCUUUCUGUCUACGCCGAUGCUGCCUUCUUUCCGAAACUAGAAAAGCUUGAUUUCAUGCAAGAAGGAUGGCGGUUAGAGCCAGAAGACUUAAAUAAACCCCAGUCAGCACUCACGCUCAAAGGAGUUGUUUAUAAUGAAAUGAAAGGCGUGUUCUCCAAUUCACUGAACCUCUUUGGUCAAGCUGUGGAGAACAAUCUCAUGCCAGUGACCUAUGGU
Messenger RNA from Dibothriocephalus latus, 427 nucleotides. Lineage: Eukaryota; Metazoa; Platyhelminthes; Cestoda; Diphyllobothriidea; Diphyllobothriidae. The record is from the annotation of a GenBank genome assembly.